AUGGUCGGUAGCCGUCAGCAAAAGGAGGACAGCCUUGAACGAGAACUUGCGUAUGAAGACGCUACGGUCGAGGCCGGGAAGUCCAGUAAGGAAAGGCGCGACGAGACGAAAGCUGAGAAGGAAAAGAAGGCGGAAGAAGAAAGACAGGCCCAGAUGAAGGAAGCCAUGUUUGCUGCUGGAAAGCGCAGUCGGGAGAAGCGCAACAAGUGA
Molecule: messenger RNA, 210 nt
Organism: Fusarium pseudograminearum CS3096
Lineage: Eukaryota; Fungi; Ascomycota; Sordariomycetes; Hypocreales; Nectriaceae
Exons: 1
Coding region: 1-210 (69 amino acids)
Source: RefSeq, a predicted model, not a curated record